Molecule: messenger RNA, 861 nt
Organism: Halteromyces radiatus
Lineage: Eukaryota; Fungi; Mucoromycota; Mucoromycetes; Mucorales; Cunninghamellaceae
Product: S-adenosyl-L-methionine-dependent methyltransferase
Exons: 4
Coding region: 1-861 (286 amino acids)
Source: RefSeq, a predicted model, not a curated record
AUGUAUGGUCUACGACAUCUAUGGCUUAACUUGGAAAUACCUCCAAAAACGUUAUGGUGCAACAUGGGUUAUUGGUCUGAACAUGUCAAUCAUUAUUCUGAAGCUUGUGAACGUUUAGUUUUGAUGGUAGUUGAUAAACUCAAUAUCAAGCCAAAGGAUUCAAUUCUAGAUGUUGGCUAUGGUUGUGGGGAUUCUUGUUUAUUUCUCGCAGAUCGAUUUGAUUGUCAAGUGACUGGGAUUACGAAUGAAUAUGCUCAAUGGAAGUUGUCAAAAGAUCGAACUGAACAACUAUCAAGAAAACAACAAGAGAGGAUCAAGCUUUUUGAAGGAUCAGCGACAGAAUUGGACAAAGUACUUGGAAAGGAUGGGAAAACUGAUUUAGAGUUUGAUCAUAUUGUUUCGAUUGACUCGGCAUAUCAUUUCAAUACUAGAUGGGACUUUUUGCGUCAAGCUUUCCAACAUUUGAAACCAGGUGGUACUUUAGGGCUCUAUGAUAUAGUAUUACAUGAAAAGGCAACUCUACCCAGUGGCUGGAAAAGAGAUGUAUGGAAUUAUAUUUCCACUGUUCUUCAUCUACCUUUGGCAAAUAUGGAAACACAAGAAAACUAUGGUGCCUAUCUGAAACAAUACGGUUAUGUGGAUAUCGAAUUUGAACCUUUACUUGCACAAGAUGUCUUUGGUGGCUUGUCAUUUUAUUGUCUGGAGCAAAAGAACAAGAUGAACUAUUGGCAAAUAGGGAACUGGCAAGAUAUGAUGUAUCUUUCUAUAUCUGCUUUCCUCUUUGAUACUCUAGCAAAGAAACAAUGGCUUCAACCUAUGAUCAUCAAGGCAUCCUCCUCAAAAUGUGUGGGCUACUCGUGA